AUGAAGCUGCUCGUGAACUUCAUCUCUGGCAACAAGGCGUCGGAAGAAAAUCACUUCACUCUUUGGAGCAGGGAGCUGAUCUUCAGACCACAGAAGGAUGGCGGGCUGGGGGUUCGGGAUCCCUUCAUUGAACUCAGCGGCCUGGCUGCUAGGAGGGUGGGGAAGCUGGUGUUGAACAGGAGUGGUGUCUGCAGGUGGUUGGCGACGAAGGUGGCCGACCUCCCUGCUGGCUUCCGCUCCUUCUGGGCGCACCCGGAUUUCCUGAAAGAGUGGAAAGGUCGGAGCGUCAGGUGGAAGCAGACUUGCGAAUUGUUCAUGAAAUCAAGUGUGGCAAAAGGGGGGCCAGUUUUGCGCUGGGAUGUUGCGCAGGAGCCGCUGGUGUUUAAUCGGCAGGUCUUGCCUUACGGGAAGAAGCCGCUAGGCCGUCAGGCAGCGGCGAAAGGUCUUGAGCUGAUGAAGCUUGGUGAUUUUGUCGGUCGUGCGGAAGACGGUACGCGCUUUUUCAAGGAUGAUAAGGCGUUGGAAAAGGAGAUGGGUACGCUCAAGAAGGCGCGAAAGGCGCUGAGAUUCUUUGGCAGUGUCCCGGCCUCGUGGAAGGAGAAGCUGCUGGCGCCAGUCACGGGGGCAGAAAUUUUGGCAGAAUCAUCAUACGUGAAGAAAACAGGAGAGGUGGGAGUCUAG
This is a messenger RNA of Closterium sp. Yama58-4, 681 nucleotides long. Lineage: Eukaryota; Viridiplantae; Streptophyta; Zygnematophyceae; Desmidiales; Closteriaceae. The record is from the annotation of a GenBank genome assembly.